Camelina sativa (false flax) is the source of this 790-nucleotide messenger RNA. RefSeq lists its product as uncharacterized. The record is from RefSeq and is a predicted model, not a curated record. Gene Ontology annotation, cellular component: mitochondrion. Lineage: Eukaryota; Viridiplantae; Streptophyta; Magnoliopsida; Brassicales; Brassicaceae.
UCCCCAUUUCAGCGAUUCUGAGGUCUAUCUCUCUCCCUCUCAGGUGUGAUUUGCUCAAAUCAAAAGUUUCAGAUUACAAUGACUUGUGACUUGUUUGUUCCAUUCUCUUGCUCCUUCAACAUAAAGGUUUAUAAAAUUGAGGAUUUUGCUCGGUUCUGCUGUUACAUCCUUGUGGGUUUUUAGCAUAGAGAAGUAAACGACGAUGCAUCCUCCACUUACACCACAUAGACAUCCAAUGUGUCUGGAGAUAAUUGAGGAGUUUCAAAAGUGUCAUACAGAUCAUCCGAUUGGAAAGUUUUUUGGAGAUUGUACACAGCUUAAAGUAAAGCUUGAUCGAUGUUUUCGCCAAGAGAAAGCUGUAAAGCGAAAGGUAAAUUUUGAACAAAGCAAGAAGCUUCAAGAAAGACUGAAAGCUAUAAGGAAAGAAGAAACUGCAGAGACUUGAGCAUUGCUUGAUACUAAUACCAUAUAAGUGCUUGUCAAUUUCGAAAGAAUACGUCUCUAAAUCGAUCCAUGAAGAGGAGUCUGAUACACUUAUGUCUCGUAGAUGAGUGAAUAACAUGGUACUAUACAUGUAUUGAUUAGGGGCUUAGCGUUUGAAAUAAGGCCAUUAUUAUUGGAGUACAAGACUCUUAUUAGCUUGCCCUGCAACGAACAUGUUCUUACACAGUUUACUUUAUUUAUGUAUUACAAGUAAGCUACACAAUUACAUUUCAUUGUGGCUACGAAAUAGUUCUGUAUGUUCAACUUCUAAAGUUCCCCAACAUUUGGGUUUGUUUUGAAACGUACU